AAACAGGGUUAAUUCUGCGUGUUAUUAUUCUUGUUCGUUGCCAUAUUUAUAAUUUCAGUAGAACCAUAGCGUUGCUGCUGCCAUCGGCAAACCAAUUGAAAUGAAUUUGAAUUCGUCACCAUGUUUUGUUAUGUUUCCUUGACCCAGUAUUGCCAAGGAGACCGCUAUAUUUUAUCACAUUUCUCUAAAGCGGCUUAUCGCACCUGGGACCUCAAACAUUUGUGCCACUUAAUUCUUAACGUUAGUCUCGAAUAUUUUCUCGCAUUGCUACUGUCGUGAAAAACCGACCUUGUGAUUUUAGGUGUCCCUAGGGCCCCGAUAUUUGGGUUUACGUAGAGCAGUUUACAUAAAGGCUGAAACACAAAUCAACGGUAUUCUGCAAAACUACUCUAGCUAUUCUGAGUACAUGUGUAAUUAAAAUAAAAGAAAAUCCGAAAUAAUGCUCGACACAAUAUAAUUAUGUGCCAUGUGGGGUGAUACGUAUAUUAUUCGACUGACAUGAAGAAUUUACAACGUCUAAUCUAAAUAUUUAAUGAGAGAUAUUUGCGACUAGAGACUUGGCAGCCCUGAUGGGCCAAGUGUCGCAACAAAGGCACGUCACGGCUGUUGGGCCCAAAAUAGCGUGGUUCUGUUCACUGCGACCAGUGUUGAGGGAAGCGCUCUACUGUUCACAAGGGGCUCGAAGCCAUGCCCCAAUACGAUGACGGCUUUCUGGAACUACCAGAACGAGGCUGGCGCCGAUACAAGGUUACGCAAGGUCACUCUACAAGACCCGUCACCCCGACGCUGCUCGCCGUGGCGACCCUCUGCGAUGACCGGGAAUCCGGCGAAGAAUCAGAAAGUAGCACCACACCGAACACAAAGCCACGUGGGGGAAAACUGGCACGGCGGGCCCGCUCUUUCAAGGAGGACUUCCUGGAGAUCUUGUCACAAAUGCGUUCUCCUGGUGGUGGAGGCGCACAGCGCUCUGGAUCACCCCACUCCCCCAAGACCCGCACUGGCCACAAGGUUGCAAGUAUUGAUACAGUCGAUGGAUCCACGGAGAAGAACCCCCUACGAGAUCUGGAUCUGCACGUGAAACAGGUGCAGUUUGCCCUGAAGCAUUUCCAUGAUGUGGUAACGAAGAAAAAGUUGGAAAUGUUACCGGGCAAUGGCACAAUAGUUCUGGAGACUGUGACAACAAUUCAUGGUGUGCUCAAAUCGUAUGUCCUCAAUGAACAGAGUUCCACACUGGUGUCUGCAACGAACAAGGUGUACCAGAGCCUUGCAAAGCUUAUUAAGCUGUGUGAUGAUGUGCUGCUGCAGGGGGAGAAGGCUCUGGACAAGGAGAAUGUCAGUGAGGUAAUCCAGCUGUUGGAGGAUGCUGUGCAGAAUCUUGUUUCACUAGCUCAAGAUCAGAUUGCAAACCGUGAGAGCAGCUGCAAGGCACUGAUCAACAACAAUCACCAUGCGAUGAUAACGGAUCGCACCUCCGCUUAUGCAGCAGAUCUUCCUCACCGCAGUUCUCUCCCCGACAUUCCCCUAACCCCACGCGAACGACAAAUCCUGGAGCAGACCUCUUCAUCUUUGUUGGACAGGCAUGGGCAUGGUUCAUUGCCACAUUCACAGAGCUCUGAAUCCAUACUGAAUGAAGUCAGUCCACCUCCCAAACCUCCACUUCCAGGAAGAACUCACCACAUAUCUGACAGUUGUGAUAUACCCUGUGGUGAGCCACCCCCACUGCCACCCAAGCGGCGUAACCGCCCACUACAUAAUCACCAAUCAGAGUUGCAGCAACUUCCAGGCGAGUUGGACACGUCAGCACAAGAGGACAGUGCUGCCAGCAUGACAGACACACUCAACAGUAGCAGCAAUACUAGUGGGGGAGGUCGAGUGUCCGGGCUCACAGCCAGCUUUGAUCGCAUCAGCCUGCGCAGCAAAUCCCCAGAGGACACCUCAUCACUAUUGAGUGCUUCUGCUGGCAGUUUAGACUCGGUGCUGAACCACUCCCGUGAGGAAGAGGAGAUACAGGUGCUGAUGGACCCAACAGAGGAAGCUGACAUCCUGACACAAAGUUCAGCCAUGAAUAUGAAUGGCAGUUCAUGUUGCUGCUGGGACAGUUCCUCAAGCACAACAUCCACUGAACAAAUGUCUGGUGUGGACAAAAAUCCAGCAUCUGUGUCUAUUCCCCUUGGUCAGCACCCGGACUUGCAACAGCUGGACUCAAGCAGAAAGUCACCUCUGUUCAGCACAGAUCUGCCCCCUAUUGCCCCUGGCACAGUCCUAGGGUUUGACACAUCACUCGGCAAGCUUUCUUUUUCACAUGCUGAAUCAGGAUUUGCAUCAAUGCAUUCUCUACGCAGUUCAAGUCACAGCUACACGUCAUCACAGCAGAUUAGUUCCCGUUCAUCACAGCAGAUUAGUUCCCGUUCCUCACAGCAGAGUGCGGUAUCAUACAAGAGCACCGAAUCAACUAGCAGCAAGUUUCGGCAGGUGCAGCACACCACUGCAGAGUCCAGUGUCACUAUGAUGCAUAUGCAGAAGACCAUCUCAUCUGAAACCCCCUCCCCCCACCACACAGAACACAGUGCUGACAGAGAUGUGGUCAGGGGCAUUUCUCCAGAUGGCGACAGUGUGCCGAACGUCCCACCUGCCUUGCCACAAAAGACACAGUCAAAGCAGAAAAAAGACAGGCAUUUGUCCACAUAUGACAAUGUUCCAUCAGAUGAGCUUCAUUCUAGUAGCCAUCAAGAACAGCACGUCCUGAGUUGCAGCAUGCACCAGUCACAGACCAUUCAACACAACAGUUGCCGAAGCCCAGAUGGAAAACCACCACCGCUACCACCAAAGAAGAAACACAUCAUGGCAUACAUGGAGAUAUUUGGUAACUGUGCACAUCCAAACACAAACGAGUUCUUGCGCCAUUCGGUGCAUACCUACAAUCUGCUGCAGGCUGAGUGGCAGCAGCAGGAGAUGUCACUGACAUCCACACAGUCAUGUUCCUUCUCCAUGGUCUCAUCUCAGAGUUCUGCGGUACUGCCAAGCAGUGUUGAUUUGUCAAGUUCCUCUCUGAAGGAGAUAUCUGGACUGCCUCCUGCUCUGCCACCAAAACGCAGUCGGACAUCCAGUGUAAAGUCGUCGGCAAGUCCUCCACCUACGUCACCUCCACCAAGGCCACAGCAGGAUUUGAACCCCAAGUUGAACCACUUUCUAAUAGAUGGGGACACAGAUCAGACAAGUCGGGAGGAGGUAAAGAAGCCAGCAGUUCAGAGGUUAGAAUUGAUUGCCCCUUCUGUCCUGGGGAACAACAGCACUCAAGCAAAACGAAGCGAAAUGGAGCUGACGGAUGAGAGCAACCCACUAGAACAUUUGGACAUCACAAAAUAUCUAGUCAUCAAAAAGCCUGACGAAGAGGGUCCUGACAUCCGUGGUGGUCAUCCUGAUGCGCUCAUCAUACAUGCCACCAAAGCAAACAAGAAUGAGGAGAACGAGACAGAUUUUCUGUACCAAGAGGCGUUCCUCACGACAUACCGCACAUUCCUCUCUCCACUGGAUUUGAUUCAGAAGCUGUGCCAUAGACAUGAACGGUUCAGCUGCUCGUCAGACAUGGUGAAGCAGCGGGCAGCCCGAGAAGCUUUCUCCCUUCUAGUCAGAGUAGUCAGUGACCUCACGAUGUCAGACCUGGACAACAUGCUGCUGCAGGCACUGAUGGACUUUGUGUACCAGCUGCUUUGUAGUGGAGACCUCACGAUGGCCAAGGCUCUACGUGUCAAGAUAAUAGAGAAAUGCAACACCAAGAGCUUGUACAGUGCUUCCAACAUGCUGCUACCAUCUCUUAACAUCUACACUCGGCAAGCCUCACUGCUGGACUUCAAGUCUGAACAGAUAGCCGAACAGAUGACACUGUUGGAUGCUGAACUCUUCAUGAAAAUUGAGAUUCCCGAGGUUCUGAUCUGGGCCCAGGAACAAAAUGAAGAGCGUAGUCCCAACCUGACGCGCUUCACAGAGCAUUUCAACAAGAUGUCCUAUUGGGCAAGGUCAAGGAUUCUGGAGCAGAAUGAAGCCAAGGACCGGGAGCGCUACGUGGUGAAGUUCAUUAAGAUCAUGAAACAUCUGCGUAAAAUUAACAACUUCAACUCGUAUCUGGCAUUACUCUCCGCACUUGAUUCAGCCCCAAUACGGCGUCUGGAGUGGCAGAAGCAGAUCACAGAGGGGCUCAAGGAAUACUGCGCUCUCAUCGACAGCUCAUCCAGUUUCCGAGCCUACAGACAGGCACUGGCAGAGACACAACCCCCCUGUAUACCUUACAUAGGCCUGGUGCUGCAAGACCUUACAUUCGUUCACAUUGGAAACAAUGACCUGCUGCCAGAGGGCUCCAUCAACUUCUCGAAACGCUGGCAGCAGUUUAACAUUGUUGAGAACAUGAAGAGGUUCAAGAAAGGAACAUACUCGUUCAAGAAGCAUGAGCGCAUUAUUGCCUUCUUCAACAACUUUGAUGAGUUCCUGUGUGAGGAGGCAAUGUGGCAGAUAUCGGAAUCCAUCAAGCCAAGGGGUGGGAAGAAGGCACAGUAGUGAUGGAAGUGAUAUUACUGAUAGGGGUUGGACAGGAAAACCGGGUCAUAAAUUUACACACUUGGAAAUGAGAUGGUGCUGAUGCCAUGGGACAAUCAUUCUGAAACAGUACUUUAAGUCUGAGCCUAGGGCUACAUACUAUGCAUUUUUAAAAAUUAAUAAUGUUUUGAGGAGAAACAUCUUGUGCCCAAGAAAAAAAGCAGAACAUAUCAAAAAUCAAAUAGUUUAAGGACUGUGUCAUCUUUUGAUAUGUAUUAUGAAUUAUAUCCAAUAGAACAUAAGCGUGUAAGUAUAAUCGAGAUUGGAUGAUGGCAGUUUUCAUUAGCAGGGUUGCUGUACUUGCAAAGAAAUAAUUUGCUCUUUUGCUGCAUAAUUUUUGGUAGUACAAACACCUUAGUUGUGUAAAAGUAUUUGAAAUGUUUUUUUAAAUUUAAUUUUUUAGACUACUUUCUGUGUUAACAUGAACUCUAAAGUUCAUAAUCUGCAAAUAAGUUUACUAAUAUAAUCCUCAGCAACAUAUAUAAUGGAAAAGAAGCCAUGGCUACAAGUUGGUACAACCUGAAAAACAAAGAUGUACCUGUGACAUCUUAUGGAAUUUUUUUUAAGAUUGCUGUCUUCUGGGUUGUUGCGCCAUGUAGUCUGGUAGAUGUCCACCAAGGGAAGGUUUACAUCUACCAGACUACAUGGCUCAAAAACCCAGAAGACAGCAAUCUUCAGACUCACCACUGUGAAAACUUCAAAUCCUAUGGAAUUUUGUUUAAUAUAGGCAAAAGCUUUCAUAUAUUAAGAACAGAUGUCCUAACCACCCAGCAAAAGACUGCUGUGUAAAUGCAAGAUCUGCAAGUCUGUGAAGUUUGAACUUGUAAUAAGGUCACAUCCAUCUUGCAUUACUGCACGCUCCUCAGUAAAAGAGUUAAAUGGAUAAUGAUUUCCAGUGUAACAUAAGAAUACAGUCAGUAUUUUCUUGGCUCCAAGUGUAUGUGAUACUAUGUCUCCCUGCAUUUGACUUAUUGAAAGACCAAAAAGUACUCCUUAAAUGAUAUGGAAAGGGCUUAUUUGAUCCAGUAUUAUGUUGGGACAGAUGCUGGAGUUUUGAAUUCCAUAAGCAUCUCACCACCAGAGUGGAAACCAUCCUCUGGAAGCACAUUUCAUUUUGUUGUACUGAAUAAGUCCACUCUUCUGCACAAUGAAUGAGUGCAACGAACACUCCGUGUGUCCAUGUAGGUAUCUGUAGUAACAUGCCAGUGUAUCCUGUAGGCCUAAUUUAUAGACUUUCAUUUUGAUGAUGAACUUUAUUUUUGUUAUACAUAUUGUUUUGAUUUCAGUAUUUUAUAUCACAUUGUAUGUUGCAAAGUUGGUAUUUAUCUAUUUUAUAUUCAUUUAAUUUUGAUCUGCAUGUAGAUGUGCCAUAUGUGUGUGUAUGUGUGUGCAUUUGUAGAUGCUUCUUCAUGUUAAACAGUUGGGUUCAUGUGGCUCAGAGUUUGAAGCAUAUCAGUAAAGCAGCUGUGGGAUGCCUGUACAUUCCAGCCGUUGAUUAUGUAUCUGUUAUAUUGCAUGUUCCUUAUGUGUACAAUAUUCUUGGCAUUAAUAAUAGGUAACUUUUAACUGCAGUGUCAACAUGUUCAUUACAUGUCCACAUUUUUUACCUUGUGAACUAGGGUUAGUAAUAUCAUGCACCGAAAUUGUUGUCACUGGUCGUCCAUUUUUUAUUUCCUCGAAGGUUACAUUGAUGCUACUUUCAAUGUUGGUGCAGUUAAGUACAGAAUUUCAGUGAGUACUUUCUGGCUUUAUUAUAUGUACAUAUGACCAUAAUAAUUUUUGUAAUAAGUGAAGGAGGCAAUGAUAGUUUGUAGAGGUCUUCUGUAAAUGUUAGUGAUCACAACUUUAUACAAUUUCUCACCCUUUUCCCUCCUGUUAUAAUAAAAUACACCAGGAAUCUGCUACAUGAUGUGAAAUGAGAUUGUAAUUUUAAGAAAGAAACAAAGGAUUAGUUUCUCUACUGUAGUAGUUAAAAUACAAGAUUUUGUUUUGUUACAAGUAAUUUAGUCAAUAGAAAUCUUGACCAUGCUUUUGACCAAUCCUGUCAGCCAUAAUGCAUGCAAGGAAGUAUAAGCAAAGCCUACAUAUUAUCUCUACACAUUGAAAGCUAAAGAGGUAGUAGUCAGCUUCAGGCAUAUCCCCCAGGACCUGUUAGACAGAAGACUGUCUGGAUUAGAGAGCCAAUCUGGACACAGUGGUGCCAGAAGCUGACGGUAAAGUAAAUAGUAGUAAACAGGAAAAUUAAACAAGUCAUGUUAUAAUCAGUUACUAUAGAUUCAAAUGAGGAGGAGGGAAGAUAGUGCAAUUACACAUGUAUGAAAUGUAUCCAUAUAGUGUUCAGGUGGAAUACCAUAAAUCAAUCCUAUCUUCCCAGUUCUGAUUUGUUCAAGCAAGAACUGUUUUAUUCUCAGUCUCCUGAUGCUUCAGUGUAUUUCUGAUGGAGACAUGUAUUGAACCUAACUGCGCAGAGGGGUGUCCAGUAUGUCUUAUUUGAUUUAAUAUUUCUUAUGGACAAUGUUAAUUUGCUGUAUAAAUGGUUGUACAAAAUAACUCUGUUUCUUAUGGUUAAGCAUCAAUUUUUCUUUGUUACUGUACAUUUUCAUUUGCAUCUUUUGCUGUAUAAUACUGUAUAAUAUAUUUUUGUAACUUAUUGUUGUGUAAUUACACUUUUGUUAUAUGAAGAAAUUUUUUGUAAUGCGUGCCAGAUGAAUAUACAAUGUAUGAACUGC
Molecule: messenger RNA, 7319 nt
Organism: Zootermopsis nevadensis
Lineage: Eukaryota; Metazoa; Arthropoda; Insecta; Blattodea; Termopsidae
Gene: C3G
Product: C3G guanyl-nucleotide exchange factor
Biological process (GO): Ras protein signal transduction
Cellular component (GO): plasma membrane
Molecular function (GO): guanyl-nucleotide exchange factor activity
Source: RefSeq, a predicted model, not a curated record